Messenger RNA from Eimeria maxima, 1470 nucleotides. RefSeq names its product peptidase family M48 domain-containing protein, putative. Gene Ontology annotation, molecular function: metalloendopeptidase activity. Bases 1 to 1470 code for a protein of 489 amino acids. The transcript has 6 exons. Lineage: Eukaryota; Apicomplexa; Conoidasida; Eucoccidiorida; Eimeriidae. Gene Ontology annotation, cellular component: endoplasmic reticulum membrane. Gene Ontology annotation, biological process: CAAX-box protein processing. The record is from RefSeq and is a predicted model, not a curated record.
AUGAGGUUCUUCUCGGGCAGUUGGUUCUCGGAUGUGCCGUGGCUUCAUGUGUACGUGGGUUUUUCACUGACAAUAGAGGCUUUUGAGCAAUAUUUAAACCUGCGGCAGCUGCGGCGAUAUACCAGCAAAAAGAAGCCUCCGUCUUUGCUAAGCCUGUGGGUGUCAGAGGAAGCCUAUGUGCAAGCCAAUGAAUACAAUAGUGACAAGAUCAAACUGUCUAUGGUCUCUUCUCUUGUUGAAUCCGGCGUUUCUAUCCUUUCCACCUUGUAUUUUUUCGGGCCUUUUUGUUGGCGUAUUGCGGGAACAUGGGCAGGAGACGGGGAGUAUGCUCGUCCGCUGGUCUUUAUGGCUAUACAGCGAGUAGUGUCCGAGUUUAUCUGCACCCCCUUCCAGCUCUACGGCGACUUCUGUGUAGAGGAAAAACAUGGCUUCAAUAAGAAGACAAAGCUCCUGUUUAUUAAAGACAAGCUUCUCGGCCUGGGUCUCACAGCGGCAAUUGGGGCGCCCAUUCUGUGUGCUGUGAAUUGGCUUAUCAAGUGGGGAGGGGCUAACUUUCAUUUUUGGCUCUGGGGUUUCUCGGUGUUGAUGACAUUCGGAAUGAUAGUGAUAUAUCCCAACCUGAUUGCUCCACUGUUCAACAAGUUCCAAGUUUUACGGGACAGAGAACUCAGGAACAAAAUAGGCGCCCUGGCUGAGCAGCUGAAGUUCCCUCUCUGUGAAGUGUACGAGAUGGAUGGGUCGAAACGUUCCAGCCACAGCAACGCCUAUUUCUACGGCUUUUGGCGGUGGAAGCGAAUUGUUAUCUUUGAUACUUUGCUUCAUCUGCCCCACGAGCAGAUUUUAGCUGUUCUGGGCCACGAGCUAGGUCACUGGGGCAGGAGCCACUUCACGCAGCGUUUGGCGCUUGUGUUUAUGAACUUGUUUGUGACAUUUUACCUUUACGGGAAAGUCAUGAACAACGACCACCUCUACAAAUGCUUCGGUUACGGCUCAGAUGCCAAAUCUCCCAUUAUUGGUCUCAUGCUCCUUGCCAAUAUUCUCGCUCCUUACCUGAUUUGUUCGUCUUCGGUAUUUGAGGGCUCCAUGCAGGUGAACACCGUCCUAUCUGUCCUUUCGACGCUGCUCUCGCGAAAACAUGAGUUCCAAGCAGAUGCGUUCGCAUGCGAACUCAAUUAUGGAGAACAGCUGAAGGAAGCGCUUUGCACAAUUCACACGGAAAAUAAGUCAACUCUCGACCCAGAUCCCUGGUACUCGUGGUGGCACUACAGCCAUCCGCCACUCUUGGAGCGUCUUUCUGCCAUCGAUGCCAUACUUACCAAAACGCAAAAGAAGGACAAAAACGACGAUAGCAGCAGCAAGCAACCAAAAGAAGAGACGGAGAAAACCACGAUAGAAGGCCAUCACGAAUCAUCCGGUGUAACAAGGGCAAGGAGCCACAGGGUGGAGCCAGAGACCAGCUCUGAUCUUUGA